Drosophila elegans is the source of this 542-nucleotide messenger RNA. RefSeq lists its product as uncharacterized. NCBI's taxonomy places the organism in Eukaryota, Metazoa, Arthropoda, Insecta, Diptera, Drosophilidae. Bases 71 to 505 code for a protein of 144 amino acids. The transcript has 3 exons. The record is from RefSeq and is a predicted model, not a curated record.
UAAUGUUUAUUGACAGUGGCAAAUUUGUGUUGUUCCUUUAUUUGUUUACAUCUCUUUUAACUUAAAAUAAAUGGAGUCUCUUGCAAAAUACCGUUAUAGCUUGGUGGCUGGUUCCUUUGCCGCUGGGGGAAGCUUUUUUGGAAAACUUCCCAGUCACCUCAGUGCUCAGAAAUUACUGAACACUUCUGGAACUAUUUCCGACUCGUCUUAUUUGGAUAUUGCAUUAGUGCAUGGCCUACCACUACUUCUUAUGAUAAUCUGCAAUGUUAGUAACUUGCGAUGUUUUUUGAAAGCCCUUCAAAUGACUGAUCAAACUUUAACCUGCGUUGUUUUAACUGCCGCCUCUAAUUAUGUCUUAUCGUUUAUUUUAGGAGCUCUAGUAUACCACGAACCACUUACAGCACUAUCUGGAAUUGGUAUUACACUAAUUCUGGCUGGUCUUUGGUUUCUCUGCGAUGGAGGAGCAGUGGAGUCCAAGAAAAUGGAACCAGAAAAGGACAAAUAAUGAAAGAAAACCUUUUUAAUAAAACAAAAAAAACUUA